This is a messenger RNA of Postia placenta MAD-698-R-SB12, 1768 nucleotides long. RefSeq lists its product as hypothetical. The record is from RefSeq and is a predicted model, not a curated record. Bases 58 to 1566 code for a protein of 502 amino acids. Gene Ontology annotation, molecular function: amino acid transmembrane transporter activity. Lineage: Eukaryota; Fungi; Basidiomycota; Agaricomycetes; Polyporales; Adustoporiaceae. Gene Ontology annotation, cellular component: membrane. The transcript has 15 exons. Gene Ontology annotation, biological process: amino acid transmembrane transport.
AACCUUGUCCCCGCCGACGCGAGGUUGAAACGCCAGCUCAAGAAUAGGCACAUUGCUAUGAUUAGGUGGGUGUUCAACUUAUCAUAUACAGGUGUGAUUGGUACCGGCCUUUUCCUCGGAACGGCAAACUCGCUUGUCGCCGGUGGUCCUGUCGGGCUGCUUCUUGGCUAUAUAGUUGUGGGUACAAUAUGCUAUAGCGUCAUGAUCUCUCUUGGCGAAAUGAUUGCCUUCCUGCCUCUACCUGGAGGCCAUAUCAGACUUGCUGAACGUUUUGUUGAUCCAGCGCUCUCGUUCACUAUGGGUUGGAAUUACUGGUACAACUGGACAAUUGUCCUGCCCGCAGAACUCAGCGCGGCCGCAGUCCUAAUCAAUUACUGGAACGAGACAGUCAACAAUGCAGCUUGGAUCAGCAUUUUCCUCGUCGUCGUCAUUGUAAUCAACCUGUUUGGUGCUGGGGCUUAUGGCGAGGCUGAAUUCAUCUUCGCCUCCAUCAAAGUUAUCACAAUCACCGGUCUCAUCAUCCUUGGCAUUGUUCUGGACCUCGGCGGGGGCCCCAACCACGACCGUAUUGGUUUCCGGUACUGGAAACACCCUGGGCCAUUUACUCAGUACUAUGGCAUCGAGGGCAACACGGGUCGUUUCCUUGCGUGGUGGGCCGUCAUGUCCCAGGCCGCCUUUUCGUUCAUUGGCACUGAGAUCGUAGCGAUCGCGGCUGGGGAAGCUAAGAACCCCCGGCGUAAUCUACCCAAAGCUAUUCGCCGGGUGUACAUUCGUAUUCUCCGGUUUUACAUUGGGGGGGUCACCAUCAUUGGACUUCUCGUGCCCUCCAAUAACCCCGAUCUCAAUCUCAAAUCCUCCACUGCCGCAAAGUCUCCCUUCGUGAUCGCAAUCAAAACCGCAGGAAUCAAAGGGCUUCCAUCGGUGAUUAAUGCCGCGUUGUUGACUUCGGCGUGUUCUGCCGCAUCUAGUGACCUCUAUACCAGCUCCCGCGCUCUCUACGGCCUUGCUAUGGUGGGCAGUGCACCAAGCGUCUUCAGGCGGACGGCUCGCAAUGGUCUUCCUUAUGUGUCCCUCCUGACUUGUGCAGCAUUCUCUACGCUUGCGUAUAUGGGUAUUAAUUCAGGUUCCGGGAACGUUUUCAAUUGGUUCGCGAAUAUGACGUCGGUCGCGGGCUUGAUGACAUGGUUUGGCAUCUGCGUAACGUACACCCGCUUCUACAGCGGAUUCAAGCUCCAAGGCCUUGACCGCAGUCAACUCCCAUACGCUUCCAAACUACAACCUUAUGCAGCGUGGUACGGCCUCGUCUCAUGCCUGGUAAUCUGCUUCUUCAGCGGAUUCGCCGUCUUCCUGAAGGGUAACUGGACGUCCGCCGACUUUGUUACAUCUUAUCUUCCUUUGGCGCUCUUCCCGAUCCUGUACGUCGGCGCCAGACUGUGGUUCAAAACUCCUCCUGUCCCUCUGCACCAGAUGGACUUCGUGAGCGGGCUGAAGGAGAUCGAGGCAGACACGUACGAUGACCCUCCGCCGAGAAACAAGGUGGAAGCGUUCUGGGCGUGGCUGAUGUGAGCUUAUUACAAUUUUAUACGGACAUGAUCGUAGUUACGUGUAAUGUACAUGGUGUAGUCGCAUAAUUUUGCGAAGGGCCUCAAGAUUCCCUUAUAUCAUGAGGAUUUUUAUGUACUGCUUGCCUAUUUAUGUACCUACGGCUUGCUCGGCUGGCGUCGUGUCCCCACUAAUGUAUUGUAGCUCAGCUACUACUUUGCAUUCC